AUAUAAUUAUGUACAUAACAUCGCUCGAUCUUUCUAUUCCUGUUAAUUGAAUGGAGGCGUUCUCCAAGUCAAGCUUCAAGUCCUCUCUUAAAUAUUAGGAGAACAAACGUAUCAUAUAGUACCAUCCAUCUGCUCACAAGCUGUCGGUCCUCUUGUUCCAAUUUCAUAUUUCUGGCUCUUCCGGAACGAAUCGCAGGAUUCUCUGCCUUUGUUUUUAACGAUUGUCACCGUCAGGGAAACAUGUACAUCAUCGGUGAAAUUGGUUGAACUUUGCAUCUCCUUGGAGCUAUGUGGCUGGAAAUAUGUUAAUCUAGUUGCAUUAGAAAGUGUUUGCUAUAUAGUUAUAUUUCAGCAAUAAGGUUAAAGUUGAUACGCAUGAGAGGAAUCUAAUAGUAAAUCCUUUUGUUUAAGUUGCAGUUAAAUAUGGAUCAGGGGACGAAACAAAGCACCAUCAUCAGAAACACCAAUAGGAAGAUCUACUUGGAGCUCAAGGAUAUUAUUCGGGAGCAUGCCCUUCAAUACCUUCCAGCUAAAUCAAUUCUUCGGUUUACAGCAGUUUGUCGAGACUGGAAGUUCCUGAUCUCAACUCCUUUCUUUGCACACAACCAGUCAAACCAUUUCCAUAAUAUCUCAGGCUUCUUUUUUCAGUCCUCAUCUGGUGAUCCAUCAUUUCUUACGCUCAACCCAAUGGCCUAUGGUGUUCCAGACCCUUCUUUGAAGUUUUUGCCUGAAGCUGUUGACAUUAGGAGUUCUUCUAAUGGAUUACUUUGCUGCCAGGGUCGCACUGACUACAAUGCUUACUAUAUUUGCAAUCCUGUUAGCAAACAGUGGCAAAAACUUCCUAAACCAGAAAAUUAUCAUGGCCCUGAACCUGCUGUGGUGCUCAUUUUUGAACCAUCAGUAUUGAAAUUUAGGGCUGAGUACAAGCUGGUUUGUGCCUUUCCAUCCGAACUUGAUGGAUAUGAAUUUGAGAUAUAUUCCUCUGCUGAAGGAUCCUGGAGAACUUCUGGUGAGAUUUUCCUUGGCAGUUGCAAGAUCCAGCCAAAUUCAGGUGUUCAUGCAAAUGGUAUUAUCUACUGGACAACAAAGAAUAAUAAAAUUCUUGCUUUUGAUCUCACAAUGGAGCGGUCCCAACUCUACUAUGGUGAUGGGACCUUGGGCGUGAUCAAUGGAAAACUUUGUGGGUUUUCUAUUUCCCGCAAUAGAUUGUCUGUGAAAGUGUUAUCUAAUGCAUACACGAAUACAAUGCAAAUGCAUAGUAAUAUCAGGACAUGGGAAACAUACUUUAUCACUUUAGACCGUUCUGCUCUUGGCAGGGCUGUUUUUGGUCCUGAUAGCGUGCUGUGUGCACAAGAUGACAUUUUGGUGCUUCAUUCAGAGAAAACACUUUAUUUAUGUGACAUGAAGACGAGAGAAACCAAAAUCCUUAUGAACGAAUCUACUACUGUCAAUGGUAAGAUUGUACCUUACAUUAAUAGCCUCAUUGAUAUCUAGUUAUUGCCUUUGCCUGCUCUCACCUAAUAGUAUGUGUUUUGGUAAUGGUUAUUUAGAGUUUUUAUGCUUGUAGCAAUAUUCGUCCUGUCGUUUAAUUGCUUUCGAGGGGGAAUGUAAUAUUUCUGUUAUGAUUUUGGAGUAUAUACUAGUGUAAACUUGCUUGGAUAA
Messenger RNA from Mangifera indica (mango), 1662 nucleotides. RefSeq names its product F-box protein At5g49610-like. Lineage: Eukaryota; Viridiplantae; Streptophyta; Magnoliopsida; Sapindales; Anacardiaceae. The transcript has 3 exons. The coding region runs from base 424 to 1494 and encodes 356 amino acids. Gene Ontology annotation, molecular function: protein binding. The record is from RefSeq and is a predicted model, not a curated record.